UCAUGCCCCGAGUCCUCCGAUACAGCUAGGGCCGUUCCGCCGCCGCCGCCGUCUCCUCCGCUCUUCCCUUCGCCGCUGGCCUCCGCGCCCCACCUCCGCCUUCGAGUUCUCCCGCCUCGCCGCAGUGCCGAGCGCGUUCUUCCUCUGCCGCGCUGCCUCUUUCACCGGCCGCCGACCGACGGCAAGCCACUGCCUCCUGUACCGUCGAACCGCGUCGCGCCGUUGCUGCACGCGGAGGAGGAGGCCCCCAUCUUACCGUCUGCACACCUCCCUUCGGAAACUAACCGCUGCACAUCUCUCCGCUCCAGUGACUGGCGGCGUGCACCUCGGCAACUUCACCCGUUGACCGUCUUCUCCACCGUGCCGGACACUCAGCAAUCAGGCAACGCCUAGCCGCCACAUACCCUUUCCGUCCUCAUCGGCCACCGCCGUUUCCUAAAGAAAGCAAGCGCUGCCGAAAAGUAGGUCCUAGCUGGGAGUUCAAGCACUGGGGUCAGGAAGGGAAGCGAGGCGAGCUGUCAAUCGGGAUGGAGGCGAUGGUGCGGAAGGUGCAGCAGAGGGUGAGGAAGGCACGGGAGGAGACGGAGCGUUGGGACGACCUCAACUCCCGCCUCCUCUCCCAGUUCUCCAACGCCACGACCAUCAUCACUCGCCUUCCGGUACUUGGAGAUGCUAAAAACUAUGGUGUCCUGCGGUGUGUACCCAACAUCAGGGAGGAUCUCUUGGGGAAGCAGAUGGAGAGCCUGGAGCUCAUCUUUGUUUUGAUGAGGGAAACUUUGGAGGAGUUCAGUGGCAUUGCCAAAGGUUUGAGCAAAGUGUUGCGUGAUACUAAUCAGAUGGUGAGGGGUGGAUCGGCACUCAGUGCAAAACAGUUGCAGUUACAAGUGGGAAUUUUGCCAACUAUCGCAGACUGCUUGGAUGGGCUACGAACGCUGUCAGAUAUGCACCAGGCUGAGUAUGCGCUAAAAUCAUCGAUCAUCUCUUUGUUGACAUGGACAAGCAGUUCAAGUGAUAUCGCUGCAAUGCGCCAACUCUUGGUAGACCAACCGAACAUACCAAAAGAUGAAGUGCAAUCUAUUUUCGACAUUAUAUUUGCAGAUGAAAUUUGUUAGGUUGGGUGUGUGUUGGUGUGUCCUACUAUCUGGAGCCUUAUUACCCAGACAUAUUGAAGGCAUUGUAUUUUGAUCUACUUUCUCAUCUAGACAAAGCAUGAAGGUGGCUGCAGGUUCAGGUUUCCCAAUUGCUGACAAAGCGCAAGCUGGAAUUAUUUUACGGAACCAUUUAGCUUGUGGCAAUGUUCUGUCUCGUUGUAUGGUCAAAGUCUUUAUUUCUGGAAUUUGGUAUCAAUCAAACUAUUGAUGUGCUGCAACUUAAAGUGGUCUGGUGAAAGCGCCUUGAGGAAAUACUGUAGUUACUGGAAGUUUCCUGUGCGAAGCUGCUACUGUGCGGACUAUUAUGACCUAGCUUUGCUCGUUUGACCCUUUUGUUCUCGGUUUUAUGUAACUAUAUCAGUCCUGGAGAUUGCAAGUUAUCAAACCUUUUUAUUGAGAAA
Molecule: messenger RNA, 1552 nt
Organism: Triticum aestivum (bread wheat)
Lineage: Eukaryota; Viridiplantae; Streptophyta; Magnoliopsida; Poales; Poaceae
Exons: 7
Coding region: 528-1112 (194 amino acids)
Source: RefSeq, a predicted model, not a curated record